CACUUGACAGAGGCCUGUCGCUACCUAUUUGCGCCAACCUCUGCAGCCAUGAGCGAAGCCGCUGCUGCAAGUAAGCAAACAGGUCGAGGCAAUGACGGAGGAACUUUGGCCUCGCAACCGGACGCCCGUUGCUGCUGCAGCCGGCAGCAUCGCGCCGCUAGCGCGGUGCUGCUUGCAACUGUGCGCCGCCAGCAAAUGGCAGCGCAGCAGCGAUGCGACGGGGCUGCCGCGUCCUCGGAGCGGCCAAAAGCCGGCUACUGCGGCUGCUGCGGUGCGGCUGCCUGCUGCGGCUACUGCCGCGAGGAUGGUGACAUACGGGUGCUGCUGCUACAGCGCCAGCCACUGCACGCCUCGGCAGCAACAGCAACAGUUGCGACGGCUGGCGGAGGCGGCCCUGAUUACGGCGUUGGCAGCAGCAGCAGUAGCAGCAGCAGCAGUAGCAGCACCAGUAGGAGCUGUGCGCUGUGUGUGGUUGCGCGCGGAGUGCUGCUGGGCGAGGAGUGGGUGGAGCAGCUGGGGGUGAGACAGCUGGCGGCGCUGGCGGCUGGGCUGCGUGCAGCCAUUGGCUGGCCACCCUCCGCGUCGGCCUCGGCCGCACCAGCACCCGCAGACACAGCACUAGCAGCAGCGGCAGUGGCAGUGAUGGCAGAGGCAGUGGCAGAGGCAGUGGCAGUAGCGGGGCCAGAAGGCGGCGUGGAAAGCAGUAGUGGUGGAGCAGGAGGCAGUGAGCAUGAGGUUCGCCCUGCCUCGGGCAAGGACGGCAGCAGCGGCAGGUGCAGCAGCAACGGCGGUCACAGCAUCGACAUCGACACCGAGAUCGUCAUUGGCAGUAAUGGCAGCGGCGCGAGCGUGUGGGCGGAGGCGACCCGUGGCCGGCCGCAGACAGCGCUGCUUCGCCUGUACGGCCUCGCCAGCCGCCACCACAUCCGCAAUAGCAGUGGCAGCGGCAACGGUGGCAGUAGCAGCGGCAGUAGCACCGGCGGCGGCGGCCAUCAUGCUAUAGCCACUGCAGCCUCGCCAUCCGCUGACGGCUGCUGCUACAGCUGCUGCCUGGCGGCCAAGAAGCUGCUGCUGGCGGCGGCGGAUGUGAGCCGCCUGGCGCCGGGUGCUGUGCGGGCCGAGCUGGGCGUGUGUGCCACCCCGCAGUCGCCCGCCCAGCAGUCCCAGGGCCCGCCGGCUGCGGCGGCUGGGCCUACCCGCACCGCCUCCGCACGUACUGAUGGUAGCGGCGAUGGCGAUGGCGGUGGUGGUGGUGCUGGCGGCGGCGCUGGGCGAGGUGGGAGCUUGAGUGGCCAGCAGCGUUCGAGCCGCUCUCAGACGUCAGUGGCAGAGGCCAUCACACGCGGCCUGGUUGCGGAGGUGCGACACCUGCUGGCCGCGUGUCCGCGCCGCCUGGUGCCGCGCCUGGGCACCGACGGCAGGGCAAUCGUCAAGUACGACCCAGACGGCGUUGCAGCCGCCGAUCCUUGCGGCACACCGCCGCCCACGCCGGCGCCCGCGGCCCGCGCCGGCCCGCCGCCACCGCUACAACCGCAGUCACCGGUAACAGCAGAUGUUGCCUUGACGGUGGCGGCGGCGGCGCUGCAUGCGCUGGCGGCGCUGUGCCGCUGCAGCCGCGCCGCCGCCCGCCACGCCUACCUGGCGGGGGUGCUGGACGAGCUGCUGGCGGACGAGGCGGCGGCGCGGCGGCUACUGGCGCCGCCGCAAACAGCCGCGGCGGCGGCGGCGGUUGGAUGGCCAGUUGGCGGGGGUGGCGGAGGUGGUGGCGUGCCGGGUGCUGCUGCUGCUGCUGCCGCCGCCGCCGCCAAGCGGCUGGAGGCGCUGCGGGCGGCUGUGGUCGAGCUGUACCUGGCACUGGCCGGCAGCUGCGGGUCUGCAGCCGAGGACAUCGUGAGCGGCAGCGACGUGCGCGGCCUCGUCGCCCUGCUGUGCAGCGCCCCGCGUGAAGGCAUACCGGCGGCCCUGCGACUGCGUGCCGCGCAAAGACUGGCCGUGCUGGCUGACUCGCCCUCCGCCUGUGGCCCCGACGACUUCGCCCACCAGCUGUGCCGCCAAGGCGGCGGCAGCGGCUCCAGUGCGCGGGACGCGCCCGGCCCGAUCGCCAGCGGCGCCAGCAGCAGCGGUUCAUGGUGCAGUCCCGGGCCCCUGGAGGUCGCGCUUGAGUGGAUGGCAGGUGAAGACAGCUGCUGCGACGGCGGCCCGGUCGGCCCCGAGGCGGUUGCGGCUGGGGCGCGGCUGCUUACUGCCUGCAUUGACCGGGCACGUCGUAUGGGCUGGGUGGUGGCACUGCCGGUGCCGGCGCCGCCACCUGGUUUCGGAAGAGUAGCCGCAGCGGCAGCACUGGCGGCGCGAGCGCCGCCACUGGCGGUGCGCCUGGUGCUGGGCCUUAAGGGUAGCGUCUUCGAGGCGUGGGGAGCGGCCGUUGCCGCAGCAGCGGCCGACGGCACACGAGCUGCGCUGGGCCCGGCGGCGCUGUCGGGCUGCUGGCUGGAUGCACUGCUGCUGGCGGCGCGUAUCGCAGAGCGGCCCGCUGCUUCGGCGAAGCCUUGGGCUUCGGACGAGGGGGCAGCAGCCGGGCAGGUGGUUGACGUCUUGCUGCAGCGCACACGGCGGCUGGCAGCGGUAGGCGGUGAUGCAGCGGCACCAGCGGUCGCGACCGCGCCGCCCGACAUGGGCGGUCACGCGAGCAUCAGGAGCAACGGCGCGCCAGGCACACCGUCACGCACCGCGGAAACAAGAAGCAACCCUGCCGACACCAUUGGCAGCCGAGCCGCAAGCGGCGGCUACGGCGGCAGCAUGCGUGACCGGGAUGCCAGCAACGCGGCGGGGCCACACAUAGCCGCCCUCGCCCCAUCGCCAGCGCGCGCACCAUCCGCGCAGCUGCUGUCAAGCAAGGCGAUAUCAUCAGCCCCUGCGGGCGGACAGGAGCCCGAUCAGGACCAGUACGAUGAGGACGGGCUGCGUGUGGUGUGGGACUCGGGUCCGGCGCCGGGGCUGGCGGCGGCACGGUCGGCCUGGGCGGCGCGACCUCUGCGGGAGCGGCUGACCUGGAGCCAGACCAGCACGGAGCUAUUUGUAAACAUUGUAUUACCCCAAGCAGGCACGCGGCGCGCAGAGGUGUCACUUACCAUCACGCCUACGCGCUUGACGCUGCGUCUAGGCUGGUGCGGCCGCGUGGUGGAUGGGCCCCUACACCGCAAGGUGGCUCCCAGCGACUGCAUCUGGACUUUGGAGGGCCACACCCUGCAGGUGCUGCUAGCCAAGGCGGAGGCGGGCCACUGGUGGCGCGCACUGUUUGAGGGCGGCGAGGAGAAGGGACUGUACCAGGUGCUGAGUGAGGCGGUGGAGGCGGAUGAGCCGCUGGUGCCGGUGGAGGCCAUGGACGAGGGCGGCCGACUGCUGCUGGAGGAGCUGAUAGAGCGGCAGGAGAUGAUUGCGGACGGCUCGUUCGACCUGGAGAACUCGUUUGAUGACUUCCGCCUGGUGGUGGGCGACAACACGCUAUGAGCCUGUGAGGGUGUCACUGGCGUACGAGUGCAGAAGGAAACUGGGGGAGUGUGUGCUGCGCAGGCGGGGGCUCUUGCUUCAUCGGAGGGGGGUGGCGUUUGCAGGUGGUCGACGAGGUCGGACAGAGAUGUGAGCCGGUGGGCUGGUACAGGCCGCUGGCCUAGGGCCGUGGGGGAGAAGCAACUAUGUUUUUUUGGAUCGCGGGGCCUGGCACCCUGGCGGAGCCGUGGGAGUACUCGCCCCCGC
Molecule: messenger RNA, 3753 nt
Organism: Chlamydomonas reinhardtii
Lineage: Eukaryota; Viridiplantae; Chlorophyta; Chlorophyceae; Chlamydomonadales; Chlamydomonadaceae
Exons: 10
Coding region: 196-3507 (1103 amino acids)
Biological process (GO): protein folding
Cellular component (GO): cytoplasm
Source: RefSeq, a predicted model, not a curated record